Molecule: messenger RNA, 423 nt
Organism: Loa loa (African eye worm)
Lineage: Eukaryota; Metazoa; Nematoda; Chromadorea; Rhabditida; Onchocercidae
Exons: 4
Coding region: 1-423 (140 amino acids)
Biological process (GO): DNA damage checkpoint signaling; protein phosphorylation; negative regulation of TORC1 signaling
Cellular component (GO): nucleus
Molecular function (GO): protein binding; protein serine/threonine kinase activity
Source: RefSeq, a predicted model, not a curated record
AUGAUAUUCAUUAGGAUAAGCUGCGGGAGACGAAAAGAUCCAAAUGAUGGAGGUGCACUUAGUAUAGAGAAACCGAUGUUAAUCCAACAGAAAUUAAGACAGCCGCGCCCGAUUUUGAUUGAGGGCGUCAAUGAAAAAUUCAAAAAUGUAGCAGUUGAUACCUUGGAUCGUUUGCGGAAGAACUCUCAGGCUUUAAUUGGUCUAGCCCUCGUACUUUUGCACGAUCCACUAACAAAAUAUCUUAGUAGUGAAAAUGACAGUCAGUUUGCAGCCCUUGCGAUUUGCAGACUGAGCGAUAAAUUAGCAGGAGUAGAAAAUAGAAUUUAUAUGGAUCCCUCACAACAGGUUUCUUAUCUUAUUAAAGAAGCGAGUGACCCAGAAAACCUUGCUCGAAUGUUUGCUGGAUGGAUGCCUUUUCUGUAG